AUGGGUCCUCACGGUAGAGGCCGUCCAUACGUUGACUAUGAUUACGACUACAGGCUUCCCGACACAUAUCACCACCAUGGCCAUCACCUUAGCCACCGCCACCACGUUGACGACGACGACGAUGACCACCACCACCACCAUCACCACCGACCCCGUCACCACACCCGCGCCGUCAAGGACACGCGCCCGGAUGAAAAGAUCAACCACGCUGCCAAAACGGCCCUGCAAUCCGCCGCUAUCGAAGCUGUGAGGGUCCAUGGUCGUCCCGGAAAGUGGAACGGUGAAAAGGGAGCCCGCGUGGCCACGGCUGCCCUGGGCGCCGCCUUCACAGAUGCUGUCACCGAGAGGCCGGAUGACAAGCAUAGGAUCAGACAUAAAGUUGGUGACCUGGCUGGCGCGUGGAUUGUCAACCGCGCUAUAAAUGGCCCUGUAGAUGAUAUGGGGAAGAAGGAGGGGUCACGGAGGAGGCGGUCGAGUUACUAA
Messenger RNA from Geosmithia morbida, 483 nucleotides. RefSeq lists its product as hypothetical. The coding region runs from base 1 to 483 and encodes 160 amino acids. The transcript has 2 exons. The record is from RefSeq and is a predicted model, not a curated record. Lineage: Eukaryota; Fungi; Ascomycota; Sordariomycetes; Hypocreales; Bionectriaceae.